AGAGAGAGAGAGAGAUCAUGGACAAGUGUAUUCAAAUCCCUGCAGUCACCAGCUGAGCACCAUUCGCUGCAAGUGGGCUGCUGUCAUACGUUAGCUGCUCUUCUAUAUUCCUGCCCUUUCCAUGAUACUGUGAUUUUUCCUGCUAUGGAUUUUCUGUGCUACUUCAGGAACACCUGGGAUAAAAUUGAAUCGAGAGCUAAACUGAUUCAUAUUUGCUUUUGAAAGACAUCUCGGACUUGUCAACAUACAGGUGGAUCGCUUCGUUUUUUUUUUUUUUUGAAGAAUAAGACCAUAAUAAGGUCGUUCAGACUGUAUUGGGAAUAAGGAUUUAUCUGAAGCACGCUGGAUGCUACAGUGCGUGGCAAAAUACAUUGGACUGGUUCUGGCUCCAGGGGAAGAUGCCUGCUAUCCUGGUGGUCACUAACAUGAAGUCUGGACUGCCAAAGCCGAUCCACAGCGCCCUCCCCAUCCCUCAGGUGCCCACCCGGGCUGUGCCCCCCCGGCCCUGCUUCACCGGUCCCCCGCAGAGCAGCGCUCACCUCCACCUUGGGAGCGACUGGGCGACGGGCAAAAACUACCAUCCUGCUGAUAGUGAAGAGGACACACAGAUCUACACGGACUGGGCAAAUCACUACUUGGCCAAAUCGGGACACAAGCGCCUGAUUAAAGACCUGCAGCAGGAUGUGAGCGACGGCGUGCUGCUGGCUGAGAUCAUCCAGGUUAUCGCAAAUGAGAAGAUUGAGGAUAUUAAUGGAUGCCCUAAGAGUCGUUCUCAGAUGAUUGAGAACAUUGAUGCCUGUCUGAGCUUCCUAGCAGCCAAAGGUGUGAACAUACAAGGACUAUCAGCUGAAGAGAUCCGGAAUGGAAAUCUGAAAGCCAUCUUGGGUCUUUUCUUUAGCCUGUCUCGAUACAAGCAGCAGCAGCAGGCGAUCAGACAGACGCACACGCAACACACACAUUCACACGCUCCCUUAAGCCAGCAGAGCAGCGCUCCGGCCCAGCUGAUCUCCACCUCGCAUGGGACACACACCUCAGCCUCACAUACUCACAAAACGCAAGCAGAGAUGCAGUCCAGGGAUGGCUCUCAGAGUAAACUCAAGUUUUCCAUUGGUCAGAAAAAGUCUUCUAGAUUACCUGGCCCCACCUCGAGGAUGUCCACUGCGGGCAGUGAGAGUUCUCCUCGAGGCUCCAUCAGUUCAGCAGGGAAUCGCCGCAGUCAGGUGUUCAGCGAUAAAGCCAAACCUGCAGCAGCUCAGGCCAAAGAAUCAUCAGAGAGUAUCGCAUCACAAGGUGUGACUGAGCAUGCUCUGUCAUCCCUGGUGUCCGCCUGCACCUCUGUUAGCACCAGCACUGUGGCAUCUUCAUCGUCUUCAUCAGCCAUCCCCCAGCCCAACUCGAGUAGCAAACCCUGGAGAAGCAAAUCUCAGAGCACCAAGCACACUGCUACCUCCACCGCUACCUCCACGGUGCUUUCCAUCAAGCCAGAUCUCCAAGCCAAGCAGCCUGUGCCUGCAGAUCCGCCACCGAAAGCUGUGCCUCAGAAGUCCAUGCUGGAGAAACUCAAACUUUUCAAUAGCAAAGGAGGCUCCAAGUCAUCCACACAAACAGAGGGCGCUGUUACGUCGACAGGAGGAAAAGAUGCCGGUUUGGUUUUGGAAAGAGUCGAGGCUGGUUCCAAUACAGAACCCUUUGAGGAAAUGGAUGGUAAUGUCCGACCCACGAAUGGAUCAAGUUCUGUUAACUUGACAACCAGCAGCCCAAAGAUUGCGCUGAAGGGUAUCGCACAGCGGACCUUUAGCCGGGCGCUCACGGCGAAAAAAGCCUCAACUAAAGCUGUAGAGAAAGAAAAGGAAAAAGCUAAGGAGAAAGACAAAAACGGGAAGGAGGGGUCCAAGCGUGUCCCUGCCUCGGAAAAGGUAGAGACCAAAGAAGAAGUUAAAGAGGAAGUUGUUCCAUCAAGCGGAAUUGCUCCCUCCGAGGCAGAGCCCAGGAAAGCCUCGAAAAUCGCCAGUUUUAUACCCAAAGGCGGCAAGAUGGGCGUUACCAAGAAAGAUAGCUCCGCCCCUGUGCAGAGCGGAAUUCCAAAACCAGGAAGUAAAAGCACAGGAAAUGGAGCGGUAAAAAGCUCAGCGCUGCCUCUCGGUGGUAAGGAUAAUGAGAGGCCUCGCAGUAUGCGUCUGGGAGGGGGUCUGGGACUUCAUAGGGACAGUCGGCAUUCCUCGUCUUCUUCCAGCCUGGCUUCCACCGAGGGCAAAGGACACCAAACGCACAGUGGUGCCCCGGUGGCCAACGGAACACAAUCCACGGCCAGCAACACAGUCAGUGUGCAGCUGCCUCAACCCCAGCAGCAAUACAACCACCCCAACACAGCCACCGUAGCACCCUUCAUGUACAGGUCUCAGAAUGAGGCAGAAGGAAACAUUGGCACAAACCCAAGCUCUGGAUGCUGCAGUAGUGACUCCAGUAGCUUCAGUAAGAUCAGCCAGUCUUCAACUGAGGACCUGUCAGGUGAAGAUCCAGAAACAAGACGCCUAAGGACUGUGAAAAACAUUGCUGACCUGCGGCAAAAUUUAGAAGAGACCAUGUCAAGUUUGCGGGGGACGCAAAUCACACACAGUACACUGGAGACCACUUUCGAUGGUGGUGUGACCACUGAAAUGAGCGGUCGCAGCAUCCUCAGCAUGGCUUCGCGAUCUGCGCCGCUGUCCUGGGCCAGUCGCAUGGGCCAGUCCAGUCCUCGUCUACAAGCAGGAGACGCUCCCUCGGUUGGUAACGGGUAUCAGUCCCGGAGCGGAGGGGUGGCGUCCGGCCAGGGCCGGUAUCUGUACCAGGCUCCUCUACGGAAGCAGCUGGCAGCACGCGGCAGCGCCGUCUGUGGUCUGGAGCUGGGAGACAGGGUGGAGGAUCUGGAGCUGGCAGGUGUGGGUCUGGAAAUGAGUGGCUAUAUGAGUGAUGGAGACGUGCUGGCCAAGAACGCCCGCACUGAUGAGCUGACCAGUGGGUACAUGACGGAUGGGGGAUUGAGUCUGUAUACGCGGCGUUUGAACAGGUUGCCGGAUGGGAUGGCAGUGGUACGGGAAAGUCUGCAGCGUAAUGCCUCCACCGGUCAGGGAGAUGCUGACAGUUGGGAUGACAGCAGUUCAGUCAGCAGUGGGAUCAGUGACGCUAUUGAUACUGAUGACAUCAACACCAGCUCCUCCAUAAGCUCUUAUGCCAACACCCCCGCCGCGCCCCGAAAGGCCCUGAACGGACAGCCUCAGACAGAUGCAGAGAAGCAUUCAGCAGCCGAACGCAACACUGCUUGGUCUAGUGAUGAGGUCAAGAAGUCAGAUGGGGGUUUGGAUUGUGGCAUCAAAAUGGAUGCUGGUCUGAAGUGGCGGAGGAACCCUUCAGAUGUAUCGGAGGAGUCUGAUAAGAGCAGCUCUGGACGGAAAAACGCACCCAUCACUCAGACUGGCUCUUGGAGGAGGGGCAUGAGCGCGCAGGUGGGCGUGACCGCACCGCGGACGAAAAGUACAACCGUAACCACGGGAACUGGCGUGAAUAAGACACAAGGGACAGGUAAAACAGAUGACGCUAAGGUCUCUGAAAAAGGCCGUAUGUCUCCCAGUUCCAACAUCGCCCAGCAUUCUUCCUCUGAUGCCGGUCGAAGCAGCGGAGAUGAAGCCAAGAAAACCCCAGCAGGUCGAGUUCCCACAAGCACAUUCGGUUUCAAGAAGCCUAAUGGCGUCCACGGCCCAGCCACUGUGGUGACCACCUCCAGUAUCACUCUGGUGACAGCGAGCGGCGCCACUAUUACCAGCGGCUCCGCCACCCUGGGCAAGAUACCCAAGUCCUCCGCCCUUCUGGUCGGUGGGAGGGGGUCGUUAAAAGGGGCCGUGGAUGGUUUAUUGCCCCCUCAGGAGGACGGCUACCUGUCCCCCAGUGCUCGUUCGACACUGCAGUACCGUAGUCUACCUCGACCCUCCCGCUCUGGAGCCGCAGCCCGCAAUGGAAACCGAUCGUCCACAAGCAGCAUUGAGGCAAGCCUGAGUGCCCGAACACCCAUCCUUACUGCCGUCACGGCCAAUAAGCCGAGAGAUUCUGCUGCUAAAACCAAUGGGCACGUAAUCCAAGCCAAUCAGACAGACAAAGAGAAGGGCGUGACCUCGGAGAUGGACAACCUAAGAACAAAUCCGAUUGUUUCGGGAGGAGGGGCGGCAACUAUUCCACAGACAGCGAGACAGGGGAACAAGUACAGCGAGGUCUCGUCCCCAACAUUGCGAAGACUUUUUGGAGGUAAGGCUGCCAAGCAAGCCCCAGUCACCACUGCAGAGAGCAUGAAAAACUCUGUCGUCAUCUCCAACCCCCACGCUACUCUUGGGCACACCCAGUCCUCCAGUGGGCCCUUGGACUCCCCCUCUACAAUACCAGGUAGCGGCGGCAGCAGUCCUCUGUACGGGGGUCGCGGUGCCAGCAUAGGCGGCAGCGAACAAGCUUCGAGCCCUGGUUCAGUGUACUCUACGGGCACAGGGACCUGGGGAACCACCAUAAGCAGCUCUUCGGCUCUCGGGUACCCCUCCGUGAGCAGCAUGCACACCAGCAGCGAGUCCAUUGACAUGUCUGUAGGCAGUGGGCAUCACCGUGAUGAUGUUCACCCGGCACUGAUGAGAACGGGUAGUGCCAAGACGGGCAUGUCAGAGAGUCCCCUCUCCUCUCCCUCUGCGAGUCCUAAAUUCAGCCGUAACACAUUGCCAAGGAAGCAAGACAGCGAUUCCUGCAGAGAUAGAAGCACGCUUCCCAAGAGGGGACUCAAGUACAGGUACGCCCCUUCACCACAGCUGCGUCAGGAAGAAGCGCGUGAUUGGCUGCGCUCACAUUCGGCUGGUGGAUUGCAGGACUCAGCCAGUAACUCUCCCUUCUCCACCGGUUCCAGCUUGACGUCACCCUCUGGAACACGAUUUAACUUUGCUCAACUUGGAAGCCCCACAACAGGUGCUCAGAUUAACCUGGCCAGCCUGCGCAACAACAGCCUGACCAAUCAGGACAACCAGCUGGACAGCCACGGUGAUUCCCGUCUGCGCAACUCCUGCAUGUCGCUGGACGAGAAGACCCGCACCAUGAGCCGGUCGGGAUCCUUCAGGGACGGGUUUGAGGAAGUUCAUGGAUCGUCCCUCUCGCUAGUGUCCAGCACCUCAUCUGUCUAUUCAACGACGGAGGAGAAAUCACAGUCAGAGAUCCGCAAGCUGCGUCGAGAACUGGACGCCUCCCAGGAAAAGGUGUCCGCCCUGACAACACAACUCAGUGCCAAUGCCCACCUGGUGGCAGCAUUUGAGCAGAGUUUGGGUAACAUGACCAUCCGACUGAAGAGCCUCACCAUGACCGCAGAACAGAAAGACUCUGAGCUGAACGAGUUGAGGAAAACCAUUGAGCUGCUAAAGAAGCAAAACGCAGUAGCUCAAGCAGCCAUCAAUGGUGUCAUCAACACUCCAGAACUCGCCUGCAAGAGUGAACGCACAGGUAAUAAUGGUUCAUCCCCCGGAGCGCAGCCGGACCUGCGCAUGCGCAGACAGCACUCAUCUGACAGCGUCUCCAGCAUCACCAGCGCCACCAGCCACUCCAGCCUGGGCUCCAACAUGGACAACGCCGACUCCAACAGCAAGAAGAAGAAGAAGAACUGGCUGCGGAGCUCCUUCAAACAGGCUUUCAGUAAGAAAAAAUCACCCAAGUCGGCCUCGUCCCACUCAGACAUUGAGGAGAUGACGGAUUCCUCUCUCCCUUCCUCUCCCAAACUCCCUCACAACGGCACCAGCACCUCGGCACUGCUGCUCCGCAACACACACUCCAGCUCAAUACUGUCAGACUGUCUGGAUGGGGAGGCGGAGACUGUGAUGCAGCUGCGUAAUGAGCUGCGAGAGAAGGAGAUGAAGUUGACAGACAUUCGACUGGAAGCCCUAAGCUCCGCCCACCAGCUGGACCAGCUGCGGGAGGCUAUGAACCGCAUGCAGGUGGAGAUCGAGAAAUUAAAGGCGGAAAAUGAUCGUCUUAAGUUGGAAACCCAAGCCAGUGGGAGCAGGGCGUCCUCUCAAGUGUCCGUCUAUAACCCAACUCCGACCCCGACACCUGGCCUGUCUCAACACAGCCUCAACCUCACAGAGUCCACCAGCUUCGACAUGUUGCUGGAUGAUUCUGGUGGAGACGGAAGUUCUCGUAAAGAGAGCAGACAUGUGAAGAUAGUUGUCAGUCUUCAAGACAACGUCACGUGGAAAGAGGACAGCAGGACUCAAGACUUCCUGAUUGGCUGCAUAGGUGUCAGUGGAAAAACCAAGUGGGAUGUUCUUGAUGGGGUUGUGCGGCGCUUGUUUAAGGAGUACAUCAGGCAUGUUGAUCCGGUCAGUCAUCUGGGUCUGGGUUCAGACAGCGUGGAGGGCUAUCGUAUUGGAGAUGUGAUCCGGUCCAGCGGGGCAGACACACCUGAACUCCUGCCUUGUGGAUACCUUGUGGGAGAGAAUGACACAAUCAACAUCUCGCUGAAAGGUGUGAACUCUCAGUCCCAGGAUUCUCUGGUCUUCGAGACGUUGAUUCCCAAACCGAUGCUCCAGCGUUACGUGUCUUUGCUCCAGGAACAUCGCAGGAUCAUCCUUUCAGGCCCCAGCGGCACUGGAAAAUCCUACCUGGCUCACAGACUGGCGGAGCAUCUGGCGCUACGAGAGGGCAAACUGCCCAGUGAGAGCAACAUUGUCACCUUCAAUGUCGACCAUAAAUCCAGCAAGGAGUUGCGUCAGUACUUGGCAAAUAUAGUGGAGCAGUGCAGCGCUGAGGGACAGGAGACUGAAGCCCCUCUCGUGCUCAUUCUGGACAACCUUCAUCACGUCAGCUCACUGGGAGAGAUGUUCAACGGCCUGCUUAACUGCAAAUACCAGCGCUGUCCGUAUAUAAUUGGCACUAUGAGUCAGGCGACAUCUUCUGCUCCAAACCUGCAGCUUCAUCAUAACUUCAGAUGGGUGCUGUGUGCUAACCACAUGGAGCCGGUAAAAGGUUUCCUGGGCCGGUUUCUGAGGAGGAAGCUGAUCGAGACGGAGAUCGGCAGCCGAUCACGGACACCGGAGCUGGUGAAGAUCAUAGACUGGAUCCCUCAAGUCUGGCACCACCUCAACCGCUUCCUGGAGGCUCACAGCUCCUCUGAUGUGACCAUUGGUCCACGUUUGUUUCUGUCCUGUCCGAUGGAUGUGGACGGUUCUCGUGUUUGGUUCACUGACCUGUGGAACUACUCCAUCAUCCCCUACAUGCUGGAGGCUGUGAGAGAAGGUUUACAGCUGUAUGGUCGCAGAGCAGCAUGGGAGGAUCCUGCACUGUGGGUUCUGGAAACGUUUCCAUGGGCCGCUUCUCAUCAGCAUCCUGAUUGGCCAGCUUUGUUGCAGCUCCGCCCUGAGGACGUGGGCUUUGAUGGAUACUCCGCCUCCAGAGAGGGCCUUAACAAACAGAGCACUCAGAGUGACAGUGAUGCCGACCCACUGAUGAACAUGCUCCUGCGUCUGAAAGAGGCAGCCAGCUGCUCCAGCCCGCAGAGUUACGACAGCGACUCCAAUAGCAACAGUCAUCAUGACGAUAUCCUGGACUCUUCGCUGGAGUCCACGCUAUGAUCCAGCCUGAUCCAUUAUGCCAUUUAAUUCCUUCACUGUUAUGCCAGCUGAAGCAGCGAAAUCAAGUCUACAUGAAAUCACAAUGGGUGCUGGUAACCCAAAUAAAGAAUGACACUUCAUAUAUAAAAAGAUAUAUAUAAAGAAAUAUAUAUAUAUAUAUAUAUAUAUAUAUAUAUAUAUAUAUAUAUAUAUAUAUAUGCGGCAAAACUCCACGGCACUUCAAGCUGCCUCGUGUAAAAUUUGACUCAACAAAAUCGGAAGAAAGUGCUUUGUCCCAAUUUUUACCUCAAAAGUAAAAGUGCGGUCACAUUAACGAAUUUCUCUGGACAAAAUUGUCUUGUCAAUAGUGUAGCGACGUAUGAAGCACAGCUCACAGAAGUCGCUUUCAAACAAACAGCUUUCUGUUGUUCAAAGCGGUGAAUCCAUGUGACCAACUUGUACCCUUCGCAAAAUCUUUCGCCCUCACACGAAAUUCCAGAUUGCGUGGAACGAGUGGAUUUCGCCUGCAUAAAUUCGCCGAACAUACAUAAAUGUGGCCGCACCUUAACAGUUGGAGAAACUUUCACGCACAAUGCAACGCUCGUUUGUCUUACUACCCUCUACUGGUGAAAUGGAGGAGUUACAUCUUUAGACCAUCACCUUGGUGUCAGCGUCUCGUCCAUUCACCGUCCACCUUCAUCGCUUGAAAGAGCAUCGACUUUCCCACUAUUGAUGGAUUUGCUCAUGACCUUACAAAACCAGCUUGAUCGGAUGCUGACCAUCGUUCCAUGUUUAACUUGAUAGCAUGGUGCUACACUUUUGUGAGAUCAGACUUAUUUAUUGUGACGAAUGGAAAAAAAAAUACCUCGUUUACCAUCUGGGACGUGUUUUAUUUGCCCUUCUGCAUAUUGUCGUUUUUUUUUAAACCACCUGCUGACCGCAUGAUCCAGUGUUGUACUGUAGCACAAAGCCUAUCUAUCUAUUUUUUAGCCUCAGUCGCUCUCUGUUUUAGGUGCUGAAUGGAAUCUGGUGCCUUACUCCAUUUUGUAAAGAAUACGGCACUAUGUUUUAUACUUCCAAAAAAAAAAAAAAAUGCUGAUUUUACUACAUUUCGUAAUUGAGCUACAGGGCUCUGCGCUACUCUUUGAGUUUGCCUAUAAUAACAGCCUCAUAGUCAUCAUAUCAUAUCAGAGGCACAACAAUUUGUGGUUGGGAAAAGAGGAAGUGGAUAAAGGGAGCCUCCAUCUGUUUUCAAAUUUGCCUACCUUUUUUUUCUGCUAAAAGGGACAUUUUACAGUUUCAAACAUGAGAAAAAUGAUGCAUUGUUGCAUUUAUAUAUGUGAAAUACAUAUGAUCACUACUGGCCAAGUUCAUCUUGAGUGGUUAAGCUGUAAGGCUUUGCUUGGUGCUUAAAGACCUUCACAAAUACAUCUUGGCAAAAGAAAAGUGUGCUGCAGGAGAAAUCAUUCAUAAUUUGGUGUAUGAGUAUUACCUCAUUGACCAUUUUGGCCUUUAUCAUGUACAUAUCUUGCAUUCAAUGUGAAAGAGUAACACACGUCCACAUAGACAUUGGAUUAAUAAUAUACUGUAUUUGCUGCUUUAUAAUGCGAGGAUGCUUCUGGAGGGUUUGUAUAUACAAUUUUAUCUUUGAUUCUCUAUAAAGGAACAUUAUUUGGAUGGAUAGUGAGUUUCCUUGCAUGGAAAAGCAUUAUACAUGGGGCUAUUCAGUGUUUUCACCUUCUUUACGUUGUCUAAUGCUGUUUGUAUGGCACUACAGGGUUUUAGUUCCAACAUUGCUUCCAUUUCACUCCAGCGUAUGAUUCCUGUAAGUCAUCGAUCCUAUGCAACAUCAUCGUGGAUUUAAAACGGAAGCCAAAUAUUGAAGCUCUGUAAUGCUGUCAGCACUGCCAAUACAUUGUGUGUACACUGUGUAAAUAAUUUUGUGAAUAAUUUUAGGAUAUGUGCCUAAUAUUCUUUGAUGGAUUAUGAUGAUGAUGAAGUCAUUUUAAGCACAAAUGUUGUAUGUGAUUGUUGUAACUGAAAUGGGAGGGCUAUAAUCGAAUGGAACUCGUGUCACUGAAUGUGUACUUUGCUGAAACCUUGUUUCUUGCUGUAAUAUAUCAGUGUAAAUAUUUGACUACCCUGCAGGCUGCAUUUUGCUGAAUAAUCUUUUUCUAGCCAUUUAUAACAGUGCUUGGAAAUAUGGAAUAUUUUGUGUACAGUGUCUUUUUCAUCUUAACAGUCGUCUAGUUUCCCAUGGAUGAUCUGUGAAAUACAGACGACCCACAAAGAUUUACUGAUCACGUUACCUGUUUUAAAUUAUUUGUAAUUCAAUAAACUUAAUAAUUAUUUAUUAA
Messenger RNA from Megalobrama amblycephala (Wuchang bream), 9958 nucleotides. RefSeq names its product neuron navigator 2a (gene nav2a). Gene Ontology annotation, biological process: nervous system development; neurogenesis. Gene Ontology annotation, molecular function: ATP hydrolysis activity; protein binding. The record is from RefSeq and is a predicted model, not a curated record. NCBI's taxonomy places the organism in Eukaryota, Metazoa, Chordata, Actinopteri, Cypriniformes, Xenocyprididae.